CUGUGGUGGUUAGCUAUGGCGGCUGUGAAGACCCUGAACCCUAAGGCCGAGGUAGCCAGAGCCCAGGCGGCACUGGUGGUCAACAUCAGCGUGGCCCGGGGACUGCAGGACGUGCUGAGGACCAACUUGGGGCCUAAAGACACCAUGAAGAUGCUUGUUUCUGGUGCUGGAGACAUCAAGCUUACUAAAGAUGGCAAUGUGCUGCUUCAUGAAAUGCAAAUUCAACACCCAACAGCCUCCUUAAUAGCCAAACUAGCAAUAGCCCAGGAUGACAUAACUGGUGAUGGUACCAUUUCCAAUGUCCUAAUCAUUGGAGAACUACUGAAACAGGUGGAUCUCUACAUUUCUGAAGGUCUUCAUCCCAGAAUAAUAACAGAAGGAUUUGAAGCUGCAAAGGAAAAGGUACUUCAGUUUUUGGAACAAGUCAAAGUAAGCAAAGAAAUGGACAGAGAAACACUUAUAGAUGUGGCCAGAACAUCUCUACGUACUAAAGUGCAUGCUGAACUUGCUGAUGUCUUAACAGAGGCUGUGGUGGAUUUCAUUUCGGCUAUCAAAAAACAAGAUGAACCUAUUGACCUCUUCAUGGUUGAGAUUAUUGAGAUGAAACAUAAAUCUGAAACUGAUACAAGCUUAAUCAGAGGUCUUGUUUUAGACCAUGGGGCGCAGCAUCCUGAUAUGAAAAAAAGAGUAGAAGAUGCAUACAUCCUCACAUGCAAUGUGUCAUUAGAAUAUGAAAAAACAGUGAAUUCUGGCUUUUUUUACAAGAGUGCAGAAGAGAGAGAGAAGCUUGUAAAAGCUGAAAGAAAAUUCAUUGAUGAUAGAGUUAAAAAAAUAAUAGAACUGAAAAAGAAAGUCUGUGGUGAUUCAGAUAAAGGAUUUGUGGUUAUUAAUCAAAAGGGAAUUGACCCCUUUUCCUUAGAUGCUCUUGCAAAAGAAGGCAUAGUAGCUCUGCGGAGGGCUAAAAGGAGAAAUAUGGAAAGGCUGACUCUUGCUUGUGGUGGAGUAGCUCUAAAUUCUUUUGAUGACCUAAAUCCUGAUUGUUUGGGACAUGCAGGACUUGUCUAUGAAUAUACAUUGGGAGAAGAGAAAUUCACCUUUAUUGAGAAAUGUAACAACCCUCACUCUGUCACAUUAUUGGUCAAAGGACCAAAUAAGCACACACUCACUCAAAAAGAUGCAAUAAGAGAUGGCUUGAGGGCUGUUAAAAAUGCUAUUGAUGAUGGCUGUGUAGUUCCAGGUGCUGGUGCAGUGGAAGUGGCAAUGGCAGAAGCCUUGAUUAAAUAUAAGCCCAGUGUAAAGGGCAGGGCCCAGCUUGGAGUGCAAGCAUUUGCUGAUGCAUUGCUCAUUAUUCCCAAGGUUCUUGCUCAGAAUUCUGGUUUUGACCUUCAAGAAACACUAGUUAAGGUUCAAGCAGAACAUUCAGAAUCAGGUCAACUUGUAGGUGUGGACUUGAACACAGGUGAGCCAAUGGUAGCUGCUGAAGUAGGCAUACGGGAUAACUAUUGUGUAAAGAAACAGCUUCUUCAUUCCUGCACUGUGAUUGCCACCAACAUUCUCCUGGUUGAUGAGAUCAUGCGAGCUGGAAUGUCUUCUCUAAAAGGUUGAAUUGAAGCUUCCCUUGUGUCAUCUGUAUCAUGAAGACUACAGAGUGAUCCUAAGAAUAUAGCCAUGGAAUUUUCGUCCAAGCUUCAAAUGAUUUUCAAAAGCAUUUUCCUUUCCCAUACGAAAAA
This is a messenger RNA of Felis catus (domestic cat), 1730 nucleotides long. RefSeq names its product T-complex protein 1 subunit zeta-like. NCBI's taxonomy places the organism in Eukaryota, Metazoa, Chordata, Mammalia, Carnivora, Felidae. The record is from RefSeq and is a predicted model, not a curated record. Gene Ontology annotation, molecular function: ATP binding; ATP hydrolysis activity; ATP-dependent protein folding chaperone. Gene Ontology annotation, biological process: protein folding. Gene Ontology annotation, cellular component: chaperonin-containing T-complex.